Molecule: messenger RNA, 1359 nt
Organism: Scleropages formosus (Asian bonytongue)
Lineage: Eukaryota; Metazoa; Chordata; Actinopteri; Osteoglossiformes; Osteoglossidae
Gene: rpl3
Product: ribosomal protein L3
Exons: 10
Coding region: 77-1288 (403 amino acids)
Biological process (GO): translation
Cellular component (GO): ribosome; cytosolic large ribosomal subunit
Molecular function (GO): structural constituent of ribosome; RNA binding
Source: RefSeq, a predicted model, not a curated record
CGUUUGCGUCAGCGCUACGCUAUAUAAUAGAAGACCCGCCCAUUUUUCUUCCUCUUUCACUCAGACCGGAGACAAUAUGUCCCACCGUAAAUUUUCUGCCCCUCGCCAUGGCUCCUUGGGCUUUCUGCCCCGCAAGAGGAGCCGACGUCAUCGUGGCAAGGUGAAGAGUUUCCCACGUGAUGACCCCACUAAGCCCGUUCAUCUCACAGCUUUCCUGGGCUACAAGGCUGGCAUGACUCACAUUGUGCGGGAGGUUGACAGACCUGGAUCCAAGGUAAACAAGAAGGAAGUUGUUGAGGCAGUCACCAUAGUGGAAACUCCUCCCAUGAUUGUAGUUGGGGUUGUUGGCUAUGUCCAGACUCCUCGGGGUUUGAGGCCCUUCAAGACCAUCUUUGCUGAGCACAUGAGUGAUGAGUGCAAGCGCCGCUUCUACAGGAACUGGUACAAGUCUAAGAAGAAGGCCUUCACAAAGUACUGCAAGAAAUGGCAGGAUGAGGAGGGCAAGAAGCAGCUGGAGAAAGACUUUGCCUCCAUGAAGAAGUACUGCCAGGUCAUUCGCAUCAUUGCUCACACACAGAUGCGUCUGCUGUCCUUGAGGCAGAAGAAGUCCCACCUGAUGGAGAUACAGCUAAACGGAGGUACUGUGUCUGACAAGGUUGAUUGGGCCCGUGAGAAGUUGGAACAGGCCAUUCCCAUCAGCAAUGUCUUUAUCCAAGAUGAGAUGAUUGAUGUCAUCGGUGUCACCAAGGGUCACGGGUACAAAGGUGUCACUAGCCGUUGGCAUACCAAGAAGCUUCCACGUAAGACCCAUCGUGGUCUGCGCAAAGUUGCUUGUAUUGGGGCCUGGCAUCCUGCCCGUGUAGCAUUCUCUGUAGCCCGAGCUGGUCAGAAAGGCUACCACCACCGCACUGAAAUCAACAAGAAGAUCUACAAGAUUGGCCGGGGCUACCAUACCAAGGAUGGCAAACUGGUGAAGAACAAUGCUUCUACAGAGUAUGACCUGUCCAACAAGAGCAUCAACCCACUGGGUGGCUUUGUCCACUAUGGUGAGGUGACCAACGACUUUGUUAUGUUGAAGGGUUGUGUGGUUGGGACCAAGAAGAGGGUUCUCACUCUGCGGAAGUCACUGCUGGUGCAGACAAGCAGAAGAGCUUUGGAGAAGAUUGACCUCAAGUUCAUCGAUACCACCUCCAAGUUUGGACAUGGCCGCUUCCAGACAGUGGAGGAAAAGAAGGCGUUCAUGGGUCUACUCAAGAAGGACCGCAUUGCCAAGGAAGAGACUGCCUGAAGACAAUGUCCAAUCAGUUCUUGUUGGUUAUUGUAAUACUAUGCUGAAGUUUAAUAAAAAUCAGGCUGACA